Aureobasidium pullulans EXF-150 is the source of this 753-nucleotide messenger RNA. RefSeq lists its product as uncharacterized. Gene Ontology annotation, cellular component: mediator complex. Gene Ontology annotation, molecular function: transcription coregulator activity. The transcript has a single exon. The record is from RefSeq and is a predicted model, not a curated record. Lineage: Eukaryota; Fungi; Ascomycota; Dothideomycetes; Dothideales; Saccotheciaceae. Gene Ontology annotation, biological process: regulation of transcription by RNA polymerase II. Bases 95 to 655 code for a protein of 186 amino acids.
GCAUCUCUUCAUUCGAGCAGCAACAUAAGUCGGUCGAUGGGCUGAGAGACCAGUUUAAUCAGCAGCUCAGGGAUACGCGCAGUUCAAUAUCACCAUGUCUUCGUCGCAGCCGACCUUAACGCCCGCCGAGCGCAUUCGCGAGUUGUCCGCAAUCAACGCCGACGUGCCCGCUCUACUGUCCAGCGCCGCAAAUGCUGUCAAUGCCUUGACCGACCGUCCAAUCAACGCAGCCUCUACCGACAGCGAUGACAUGGUUGAUGCUGAAAGCGACAACUCCCCAGCUGCUCACAAGGAAGCCUUUACCAAAAACACAACCGCCUACUUCACACACAUCCAAUCAAUCAUGGCUCGGCUACGUCGUCAAGCGUACGCCUUAGAAGAGGCAGGCAUCAUCGCUGCCGAGGCUCCCACACUUAGCAGUACAGGAGCAGCCCCCGAGACAGCCGGUCUGGCAAGACGGGGACCUCAAGGACAGCCACAAAGGCAGCCUGCCGAAGACGGUGAUCGCGUCACCAAUGGCGGUCUUGGAGGCUUGGAUGUCGGUCUGCUGAACUCGAGGGGCAACAGUGUCGGCCUGGACAAGGAGGCUGAACUCAUCGCUGAAGCCAAACAGAUGGUUGCCGACAUGUUGAAGGAAGGUCAAAGGAGCGCCUAGAAGGCAGCAAAGGACACGGCAGGAAUAAAGAGCAUUGAUGACACAACUAUACCCAUUCAUGAUACACCAUACACAAUCAUAAAACGCAUACCAAGACU